This is a messenger RNA of Rhinichthys klamathensis goyatoka, 7046 nucleotides long. It is a transcript of the gene cenpe, whose product is annotated as centromere protein E. The record is from RefSeq and is a predicted model, not a curated record. Gene Ontology annotation, cellular component: microtubule. The coding region runs from base 90 to 7034 and encodes 2314 amino acids. The transcript has 49 exons. Gene Ontology annotation, biological process: mitotic cell cycle; microtubule-based movement. Gene Ontology annotation, molecular function: plus-end-directed microtubule motor activity; ATP binding; microtubule binding. NCBI's taxonomy places the organism in Eukaryota, Metazoa, Chordata, Actinopteri, Cypriniformes, Leuciscidae.
ACAGAUCGUCCAAUGGAAAGUCGGUUAAAAUUUCAAAUGCGCUCAGUCAGUCAGUCAGUUAGUUUCAGUAGCGCCGCGGUUUAUCGUUAAUGGAUGGAGCGAAAAUGACAGAAGAAUCCGCUGUAAAAGUUUGCGUUAGGGUCAGACCCCUUAUUAAAAGGGAGGAGUCUGAGAGUUCAGAGCCAGUGCAGCUCUUCUGGAGAGCCGAUAAACAGGCCAUCCAUCAGCUGGACGAAGAUGGCGCUCCAACCAAGAGCUUCAGCUUCGACCGAGUGUUCAGCGCUGCAGAGACCACCGCUCAGCUCUACCAGGACAUCGCCAAGCCCCUGGUCGUGUCUGCAGUCGAAGGCUAUAACGGCACGAUAUUUGCCUAUGGACAGACGUCAUCCGGAAAGACUUUCUCCAUGAUGGGAAGCGAGCACAACCCUGGAGUGAUUCCUCUCGCCAUGGCCGACGUCUUCAAAACUAUCAAAAAUUUUCCGAAGAAGGAGUUUCUCCUGCGCGUGAGUUAUAUGGAGAUCUACAACGAGACGGUCACAGAUCUGCUCUGCGACAGCUGGAAAAGAAGGCCUCUGGAGAUCCGGGAAGGGAACUAUAAAAACGUGUACGUGGCCGAUCUGACCGAAGAGAUGGUGACGUCUCCGGAACAAGCCCUGUCCUGGAUCACCAAAGGAGAAAAAAACCGGCAUUAUGGGAAAACUAAAAUGAACCAGCGCAGCAGCCGCUCUCACACCAUUUUCCGCAUGAUCCUGGAGAGCCGUGACCGAAGCGAUCCGGCGUCUGGGGAGAACGCUGAUGGAGCCAUCAUUGUGUCACAUCUGAACUUGGUGGAUCUUGCCGGAGCUGAGCGGGCGAGUCAGACGGGAGCUGAGGGAGCUCGGUUAAAAGAAGGGUGCAACAUAAACCGCAGUCUGUUCAUACUGGGUCAAGUCAUUAAGAAGUUAUCCGAUGAGAGUCAGAAGGGCUUCGUGAAUUACAGAGACAGUAAACUGACCCGAAUCCUGCAGAACUCUUUGGGUGGAAAUGCAAAAACUGUGAUUAUUUGCACCAUCACGCCCGCCACUGUGGACGAGACCGUCAGCACUCUACAGUUUGCGAGUGCUGCGAAGCGCAUGAAGAACGACCCUCACGUCACGGAGGUCUCUGAUGAAGGCGCGCUCCUGAAAAGAUACCGCAACGAGAUUGUUGAUCUUAGACGCCGUCUGCAAGAGGUGUCCUCUGUCACUCAAACGACUGAAACCGAGCGAGAGUCGCUGUGUCAGCUCCUGCAAGAGAAAGACCAGCUCCAGAGAGAUCAGCAGGACCGGAUCAAGAACUUGACCAAGUUGCUAGUUACUGCCUCAAACUGCGCCCUGAUCCCGAAGGUUCCCAAGCGGAGAGUGACGUGGGGGGGGAAACUGCUGAGAUCUGCACAUCUGCUGGAGGAAGACUUCGGCUCGACUGACAUGAGCUUCGCUGAGCCGUACAUCAAGAAGAGGAGAGCCGACUGCUCUCUGCCUGAAGAGGGAGAGGAUAUGGAUGAGUUCGACAGCCGCUUCGACUUCACUGCUAUGGAUGAACCCAACAUGGACAUGGAGAUGAGCAGCAUCACGGUCCGCAGCUCCUCGGAGGGGGGUAAUUUCCUCGACUCUCCCCGAGCGAACGAGCUCAUGGUGAAGGUGGCGUCUCUGGAGCGCCAGCUGGACGCCGAGACUCAGAGCAAAUGCAGAGCAGAGGAGAUGAGCGCUGAGCUCCAGCUGAAGGUCUCUGAGCUGGAGGACAAGCUGGAGGCUCGAUCCACGCCGUCAGGACAGGACCAGACCCUCUCUGAGCUGGAGGAGCUGCAGCGGCGCCUGGAGGCGCAGGUUCAGGAGAGACGGAGAGCUGAGGAGAAGAGCGUCGCACUGGAGCUGAAGCUGGCAGAGCUGGAGAAGCCUUCAGAAGCCCUCCUUCGCUCACAGAACACCUGUGAACAGCUGAAGAGAGAUCUGGAAGAGGCCAUUCAGCUCUGUGAGACUGUUGGGUUUGAGAAAGAUGCUGUUAUAGCCGAGCGAGACCUGGCCAAACACACGCUGGAUCAGCUGACCUCAGACCUGGAGCGUGUGAAGGCAGAGAAGGACUCACUUCAGAAAGACAAGGACGCCCUGCAGAAGGACAUCGAGGAGAGGAGAGAUGCAGACGAGUUCGAGAAACUGGAGGAGGAGAGCAAGAGAGAGUACGAGAGGGAAUUAGAGUCCGAGAACUCCAGACUGAAGCAGGAUUUAAAGCGAUCUGAAGAAAUGAUCCAACAGCUGAAGGCCGAUCUGGCGAUGAUGUCAUCCGAGCUCCAGAAGAAGACCGCUAUGACCGCUGAGCUUCAAAGAUUUAGCGACAAGGAUCUCGUGCAUGAAGUGACGUGUCUGAGGCGCUCUCUGGAUGAUGCGGAGACUCUCAGUUUGGAGACGAAGAAGGAAUGGGCCUUCCUGCGGAGCGAGAACAUCUGCCUCAAAGAGAGAGACGUGACCCUGACCACAGACCAUGAGAAGAUGGAAGCUGUGGUGAAGACGCUUCAGGACAAGCUAGAGCUGGAGAAAUCUCGCUUCAAGAAGAUGCAAACCGAUCUUCAAAGGGAACUGAUGGGAGCCUUCGACGAGAACACCAAACUAACGGCUCUGCUGGACGGGAAAGUGCCAAAAAAUCUGACCGAUAAUCUGGUGUUGGAGAAAACGCUGUGUGACGUGCGUAAGGAGCUUGACCAGAGUCUCGAGAGGGAGCGACGUCUGCAGAGCAAGACGGAGGAGUUCGAGACGCUCUCUGUUAAAGUGGAGGAAUUACAGACACAGGUGUGUGUUCUGUCAGAAGAGCUGAGUUCUGCUCGAGAGGAGCGAGACGCUCUGAUAUCUGCUCAGUCCAGUGUGAGAGCAGGAGCCGGUGAGACGUGUGUGUCUGUGGAUCCGCUGCUGGAGACGGAGAGCGAUCUGGUGGAGGCUCAGCUGAAGGAAGCAGAACUGACCCGACAGCUCACAGAGACUUCAGAACGCCUCCAGAACAUCCAGACGGACCUGCAGCUCGAGACGCAGGCGAAGCACACACUGCUGGCGGCACUGGAGGAGGCCACGCAGAAGUCGCUGCAGCUGAGCUCCGAGCUGGAGUGUGUGUGCGGCGAGAGAGACGCGCUUCGGUCUGAGAUGCAGCGAGUUCAGAGUGAGCCGGAUGAGAUGGAGAACCUGCGACGCACCAUCAUCUCCAAAACUGAAGAGCGAGAGCAGAUGCAGGAGAUCCUACAGGCCCUGAGAGACGAGAGGGACCAGCUCAAGAGCGACCUGGAGGACAGUAAUGGGAUGCUUAUGCAGGUUCAGCAGGAACGCAGCGGCCCAAUGAUUGACACACAUCAUGAUGAACUCCUCCAGCAGAUGCAGCUGCUCAAGGAGGAUCUGGAGACCGCCACCGCGGAGAAGAGCCAGCUGAAGUCUGAUCUACAGGACAAUGUGGAAAUGAUGAUUGAAAACCAAGAUGAGCUGAGAGGAGCUCUUGAGAAGGUGAAAGGUCUUCAGAACGCUUUACUAGAGCUGGAGUCUCAGCGGACGCUCAUGGAGUCCAAACUCUCUGAACACACAUGUGAGAUGGAGAAGAUGAAGGCCAGCAUCACCUCGCUGACGGAGGAGAGAGAGCAGAUCCAGCAAACCCUGAGGAGAGAACAGCAGGACCGAGACCAGACGAUGGCCCAGCUGAAGACAGAGCUCCAGUCUGUGUGUGCCGAGAGAGACCGAGUGUCCUCUGAGAGGAUCGGAGACGUGGAUCACAUGGACCGGAUGAUCUCUGUGACUGAGGAACGGGAUCGGCUCCUGGAGUCUCUUCAACAGCUCACACACGAGAGCGAGGCGCUCAAGAGAGAUCGGCAGAUGCAGGACGAGACGCUGGUGGAGCUGCGAGAGCGUCUGCUGUGUGAGGAGAACGAGAGCGGUCUGGAGGAGUUGCAGAGCAGCCUGGCCUCCGUCAGUGAAGAGCGAGAGCAGCUCCUGGAGAUCCUGAAGCUCAACCGAGAGGAGAAGAACCAGCUGAGGAGAGACCUGGAGGAGAAGGACCAGAUCAUGCUGCAGCUUCGUGAGGAUCUUCUGUCGUCUUCUGAGAGAACCGGAGAGCAGCAGGAGACGCUAGCGGCGAUAAAGACAGCUGAAGCUAGCGCUCUGGCUGAAGCUGAAGCUAACGUUAGCGCUCUGACUGAGGAGCGAGACCGGCUCCUGGAGUCUCUGCAGGUCCUCAGAGACGAGAGAGAACAGCAGGAGACGCUAGCGGCGAUAAAGACAGCUGAAGCUAGCGCUCUGGCUGAAGCUGAAGCUAACGUUAGCGCUCUGACUGAGGAGCGAGACCGGCUGCUGGAGUCUCUGCAGGUCCUCAGAGACGAGAGAGAGCAGAUCCAGAAAGAGCAGCAGGAGAAGAGUGAGAUGAUGGAGCUGUUGAGGCAAGGGCUUCUGUCCGCGUGUGCCGAGAGAGACCGCCUGAUGUCAGAGAGAGACGCUGCAUGCAACCAAUCCAGCCCCUCCGUCAGUGUGACAUCACUGAGUGAGGGAGGAGACCUUCAGGAGAUCCUGCAGGGCGUCAGAGAGCUGAUCCAGGUCCAAGGAGAGCUCAAACAGAAGAAACACCAGGAGUCAGAUCCCAUGAGCCACAAAGCUCAACUUCAGCAGAUUCAGGCCCUGACGGAGGAGCUGGAGUCUCUGAGGAGUCGGAGAGAGCGGAUCCAGAAGGACCUUCAGGAGGCGGCAGCGACUUCUAAAAUGUAUCAGGAUUUGCUCCAUGUGAGUAAGGAGGAGCUGAAGCAGCAGCAGAAAGAGAAGGCCGAACUGAUGGAGCGGAGCGCAGUGAACGAGGCACAGCUUCAGCAGAGGUUGAGUCAAAUGAGUGAAGAUCUGUCGGCUUUGAGUGCCGUACGAGACCAGCACAACACCGAGAUCCAGACCCUCCAAACAAACCUCACCUCGCUUACAGAAGAGAAGGAUGAGCUCCUGGAGACACUGAGGAGAACGAGGGAGGAGCGAGAACAACUGAGACACGAUCUUCAGGAGAGUGAGCACACGAGAAACCGUCUGAGCGAGGAGCUCGAGUCUCUCAGUGGAGUGACUGAUCAGCUGGAGAACCAGAAGACUCACGCUGAGCAAGUCCUCGAGUCUUUAAGAGACGUCACAAAAGAGAGGGAUCAGCUUAGACGAGAACUGGAGGGAAAGCUGGAGAAGCUGACACACAUCGAGUCUAAAGCAGAGCAACUGGAGAAGCAGAAGAUCCUGCUGGAGUCUGAAGUCCACUCGCUCAGUCUGUCUCUCACUGAGGUGAACGCUAGCGUGUCGGAUCAGAGUAACACGCAGUCCAAACACCGAUCUGCACAUCUGAUUUCUGAGAUUGAUGCGUCCGAGGAGAAGCUGCAGGCGGCCUUUGCGAAGCUCCAGCUGAUCGUGGAUCGUCCCACUGAUGCGUUACACGACGUGAACCGUGACGAAUGGGCCGUGAUCUAUCCGCUGGUCCAGUUCAUUCCAGCGGCGCAGAGAAACGUCCAUGCGAUGCACACAACAAAAACCACUAGACUGAACAACGUGCUGAUCAAGAUUGCGGAGGCGUACAGGAGACUAGCGCAGCGCUGCAGGACUCACUUCGAGACGGAGGUCCAGCGUGACGUGGCCUCGUUCGAGGAGUCUCGACUGCAGGACCUGCUGGUUCUCACGGCUCGGGCUCCGGCACAGGCUUCACCCGCACUUCAGGACGACCUACAGCAGGUCUGGGAUCAGAGACUGUCACAUCUGGUGGAAAGACGACAACAGUUCCUGCAGAAAUUGGAGUGUGUUCUGAGGGUUCUAGAGGACGGUGUAGCCAAACACUCGGUGCUCGUGUCAGAGGAGCGUCAGCACAGGACGCGUGCGCUCUCGGAUCUCACGGCUCUGCUAACGUCUCCUCAGUCCGCCGCUAUCGUACAGCUCCACGAGCAACAGAUCGCGCGUCGCACUAAAGCCAUCGAGCUUCUGAAUGCACAUUAUAUUGCUCUGUUGAACGACUGCGAGUCUGAGAUCUCGCCGCUCAUAUCAUCGUCGUCUGAGUCUGAGCGGCGGCUGAAGGAUCUGAGAAGAGAGACUGUAACUCUGCUGAAAGCGCUAAACGGCACCCUUCCCAAAGCUGAGGCUGAACUCCUGCAGGACAAUCUCAGUCUGACGCUGCGACUGCAGCAAACGCAGAAGCAGAUGGAGGAGGUUCUGGAGCAGACGAAGGGCCUGAAGCUUCAGGCAGAUUCUGCACACCGGACACAUCUCCAGCUCCAGGAGCUCGCUGCCCAGCUGAAGCAGAAGCAAGGCCUCAUUCACAACCUGGAGGCUAAACUUAAAGAGUCAGAGGUCCUGUUUAAGAGGAACAUGACUCCGGCUGCCGCUGAACUCGCCGGCUUGAAGGACAAACUCGUCAAAAUGGAGCUGGAUCACAUCGCUGUCUCCACGAGCCAUGAGAAGGAAAUGGCCCAGAUGAGCUCCAUGUUGGAGCACAGAGCCGACGUGAUCCGCAAGCUGAAGGAGAGCCUGAGGAAGAUGCAGCAGGACGACGAGCAGUCAUUCGCAGACGGUGACGAGUUUGUCAUGAAUUUGGGCUCAAACACCAGAGCGGUCUCAUCCCUCAAGGAGAAGAUGGAGGAGCUUCAGAAGAAGAACGCUCAGUUAGAGAGUCUGGUGAGCAAGCAGCAGGAGGAGCUCCACAAGUGGAAGCGGCGAGCGUAUAAGAUCAAGGAGAGCGUGAGAGACGCUCCAUGCACUCCGAAGAAGCGUCAGCCGCCCCUGAGCGAGACCGAGCUCAACUCCCCGAAGAGAGCCUUCCUCGACUCGCCCAAGAGCAAGAUCUUCGACUCGCGCUCCAGCGCUCCCCUCGCCCUCAGCCGGCCCACGCAGUUCUUCGACAACUCCAGCCUCGGGACCGUGCCAGAGUCCAGCGCCGGCGUGGGAUCGAGCGCCGUAACUCUCGACGACUGGUGGCAGAUUCCCAGCGCUUCUCCCUCGGAGCCCGACGCUGAUGCUAACGUGAAUGCUAACGCCUGUCCGACGCAGUGAUGACACCGAUGC